CUCUGCUCAAUGUUUACACUGUACAGUUCUUUGUCUCCACGACUGCGGCAAUAAAAAGUAACGAUGUCUGGGACGUAGAUCAAAACAGAUUGUUUGUUUCUCUUUAUGUAUAACUUACUGUAUUCAUAAAAAAUUCUAAUAAUCAUAUUUCAUCAUACAAUAUUUUGGGCAUCAUUAUUUUAAGAUCAACUUAUUCUUGUAACUUUUUUCUCCACUACCGCAAAUUGACGCACCAGGAAACUUCUGGAUAAGGUAUCUGGUAGCUCUGUAGAGCAGCAAACAUGGUGUUGAUCCUGGGCAGAAGGCUGAACAGGGAGGACUCUGGGACCAGGGACUCCCCCGCCGUCAAACGAAAGGUGUUUGAGGUGGACUCCAAGACCCUGAAUUCGAAUGAAGUGCUGGACUUCUCCUCUGGCGCUUCCCACUCAGAGGCCAUCUUGCAGGUGUUCAAUGAGUUCCGCGACAGCCGGCUCUUCACCGACGUCAUCAUCAGCGUCCAAGGCCACGAGUUCCCAUGCCACCGUGCCGUGCUGUCCGCCUGCUCCUCCUACUUCCGUGCCAUGUUCUGCAACGAUCAUCGGGAGUCGCGCGAGAUGCUGGUGGAGAUUAACGGCAUCCUGGCCGAGGCCAUGGACUCCUUCCUCAGUUACGUCUACACGGGACGUGCCAAAAUCACAACAGACAACGUCCAGUUCCUCUUCGAGACCUCCAGUCUCUUCCAGAUCCCGACACUGCGCGACGCCUGCGCCAAAUUUCUAGAAGACCAGCUGGACCCCUGCAACUGUUUGGGCAUCCAGCGCUUCGCAGACGCCCACGCCCUGAAACAGUUAGCCAGCCGCUGCCGCUCCUACGCCCUGGCCAACUUCCCUGAGGUUGCCCAGCACGAGGAGUUCCUGGACUUGAGGAGGGACGAGCUGGAGGAGUACAUCUGCAGUGACGAAUUGGCCAUUGGGAAGGAGGAGGUGGUGUUUGAGGCUGUGAUGCGCUGGGUGUACCACAGUGUGGAGCCCCGGAGGCCCAUGCUUAAAGAUCUGCUCCAUCACGUUCGGCUGCCUCUGCUUCACCCCAACUAUUUUGUCCAGACAGUGGAGGGGGAUCAGAUCAUCCAGACAGCUCCAGAGUGCUACCAGCUCCUCCACGAGGCACGGCGGUACCAUGUGCUGGGCAACGAGAUGAUGUCACCCAGGACCCGCCCUCGCAGGUCAACUGGAUUCUCUGAGGUGAUUGUGGUGGUGGGGGGCUGUGAGAGAAUUGGGGGGUUCAACCUGCCCUACACGGAGUGUUACGACCCUGUGACCGGAGAGUGGAAGUCCCUGGCCAAGCUCCCAGAGUUCACCAAGUCAGAGUAUGCUGUGUGUGCCCUGCGGAAUGACAUCCUGGUCUCAGGCGGUCGUAUUAACGGCAGAGAUGUGUGGAUGUACAACUCCCAGCUCAACCUAUGGAUCAGAGUGGCUUCCCUCAACAAGGGACGCUGGAGGCACAAGAUGGCUGUGCUACUGGGCAAGGUCUAUGCCGUAGGUGGGUAUGACGGCCAGAGUCGUCUGAGCAAUGUGGAGUGCUACGACUCCUUCUCCAACCGCUGGAUGGAGGUGGCUCCAUUGAAGGAGGCGGUCAGCUCUCCUGCCGUGGCCAGCUGUGCUGGGAAGCUGUUCGUCAUUGGUGGAGGGCCUGAUGACAACACUUGCUCCGAUAAGGUCCAGUGCUACGACCCAGAGUCAGACACCUGGGGCCUGAGGGCUAGCAUCCCCAUCGCUAAGCGCUGCAUCACAGCGGUCUCCCUGAACAACCUGAUCUACGUGUCGGGGGGUCUCACCAAGUCCAUCUUCUGUUACGACCCGGUGGAGGACUUCUGGAUGCACGUGGUGCACACCUUCAGCAAACAGGAAAGCUGUGGCAUGUCUGUGUGUAACGGGAAGAUCUUCAUCUUGGGAGGGCGCGGGGAGAACGGCGAGGCCUCGGACUCCAUCCUGUGUUAUGACCCGGCAACGGGCAUCAUCACCGGCGUGGCCGCCAUGCCCCGCCCCAUCUCCUACCAUGGCUGUGUCACCAUUCACCGCUACAACGAGAAGUUCCACCACCGGCCGUGACCACAUGGAUGCGGCCUUCUACAUGAACACACCUUUACACACACACACACACACACACACAACCAGAUUCUGUGACACACACACACACGCUCAUACUCUCACCCGUUUGCACUUAUCAGGCAAGCAAGGAAGAGUGCAUACAGACAAACAAAUAUACUGUACACACUCCCCCAUGAGCUUUUCUCAAGAAGCAACUAAUUCAGACAUUCAGACCACAGUACCAGUUUCCAUUUAUAGGAUUUCCUAAUUAUCAUAUGUAGCAAACCUCAUUGGUUAGUACUGGUGGAAUUCCUACUGUGUCACUCCAGACCUGUCUCAGUCUGCCAGUAUAAUCUUGUUGUUAUAUGGAAACCCUUCACAAAGAGGCUCUAAUGCCUUCAUUAUCACUGUCAUCAGACGGAGCCAGCAGAGCAAACAGAUACCAGACAUGCCAGUGACAGUGUCUAAGGGCCAGGGAUAGCUCCUCAUCUCCUCUUCCAGAGAACAAGAUACUCUGCUUUUUGAUUGACUGAUACGGAAAGGUGGUAAUGAAUUCAAUCGUUUCGUUUAUACAUUUCUUUAGUAAUUCGUGUCGUCAAGUAUAGCAGUAAAGUGAUUGUGAAAGUGAACAAGAGCAAAGCUUUUAUUACUACCUGAGAAAAAUUCAAAGGAAGCAGCACAGGAACAUUCCUAGGAAGCGAGUUGUCAAAGGCCCGAUGGAAUUAGCUUCAAUCCUCCAACAUGAUAGUGAACUCAUUCUUUGGUGACCACUUAUCAUGCCAACCUGGAACAGAGUAAUGGAAGGUUUUCACCUGAAUGCUGGAGGGAAGAGAUGUGGUUGAAUUUAGCUGUAUGACUUCAAAUGUCAAUGCCUUAUGUGCCUUUUAUAUUUUUGUACAGGCCUUGACUAUAAAAAACGCUUUGGUUUCAAUCUGACCUUUUUCAAAUACAUUUAUAACAAAAAAGAAAAUUGUUUGGUAUGAAACAAAAAGCUAACCUCAGCUUUUCCAGAAACAGAGACCAUGUCCCAUCUCCUCAGAAACAGAGACCAUGUCCCAUCUCCUCAGAAACAGAGACCAUGUCCCAUCUCCUCAGAAACAGAAACCAUGUCCCAUCUCCUCAGAAACAGAGACCUUGUCAAGGCUAUUCAAAUCAAAGGAAACAACGUUUGGGAGGCUUCUGCUGUGGUUUGAACUGUGAUAACCUAAUACUGAUAAAUCCUAAUCCUAAUUUCUGUUUGUUUUUAGAGUUUCUCUCUACUUCCUCUUACUUAUCUCUUUCCUUUACUCAUAUCCUACCUCCUACCACUGAUACUGUCAUGAUUAAACACACACACCCACACACAUGGACAUUGUUUUCAUAACACACACUGAUAGUUUUUACAUUUGAAUUUAUUAAAUUAUGUCUGUUUGCCUUUUUUACAAUUUGAUAUUUGUACUGAUAUACAAAUACACUUUACCAGUGUGCUUGACCCUAUGUAAUGUUUAAGUAGUUUAUUUGGAUGUUGGGUGUGUGGGUAAUGUAGUAAAUAUUAGAUGCCUUUGGUGAUCAAAACUACCAAGACUGUUCUAGAAGAGUGGUAAAUGAUGUGACUUCUACUAUAUGUAAAACAGCUUUAAAUUGUAAUUGUUUACUAUUGUGCUGCUCACCGAGUGGCCUUGCCUCAUGCAAAUGUUAUAGAAUUCUAUACAAUACAUUAAAACCUGUCACCUGCA
Molecule: messenger RNA, 3781 nt
Organism: Esox lucius (northern pike)
Lineage: Eukaryota; Metazoa; Chordata; Actinopteri; Esociformes; Esocidae
Gene: klhl24a
Product: kelch-like family member 24a
Exons: 8
Coding region: 282-2087 (601 amino acids)
Molecular function (GO): protein binding
Source: RefSeq, a predicted model, not a curated record